This is a messenger RNA of Candidozyma auris, 1683 nucleotides long. RefSeq names its product TATA-binding protein-associated factor TAF7. The transcript has a single exon. Gene Ontology annotation, cellular component: transcription factor TFIID complex. Gene Ontology annotation, molecular function: RNA polymerase II general transcription initiation factor activity. The record is from RefSeq and is a predicted model, not a curated record. The coding region runs from base 1 to 1683 and encodes 560 amino acids. Gene Ontology annotation, biological process: transcription initiation at RNA polymerase II promoter; RNA polymerase II preinitiation complex assembly. NCBI's taxonomy places the organism in Eukaryota, Fungi, Ascomycota, Pichiomycetes, Serinales, Metschnikowiaceae.
AUGGCAUUGAAACUUAAAUUGAAGGUCAAGCCUUCUGCGUCUCCAAACAGUGAUGCAACAGCCCAGGAUGAUGUGAUACAGGCUUCAUCAAAGAUGCAUCGAAACCCGGUGAAGGUGAAAGAUGAACCACUGGAUAGAGUGGGCAAGCCAAAGCAAAAGAAAGAGAAACUCCAAAAACUUAAAUUGAGUCUAGGUAGACUGGAUCUGCAAGGCUCAGCAACGCCUUCUCAAUCAUCUCAGUUGCCUCGGCCAAAAUCAAUUUUGAAGAAGAUCCCAAAAGUGAGAGUCAAACCUACAAGAAUACCUGGCGAAGGCUACGACUCUGAAGCUCCGGACGUCGAAGAUGACCCACUAAUAGAGCAGGGCAUUCUCGUGAGAUUUCUCAAUGACUCAAACCUUGACUUUGUGCAUAAUGCUGUUGAGACGGGCGAUCUUUCGAAUGUCAACAUCAAAUGGAUUACAAGAGACAAGGCUGUUCUCAAUGUGAACCUGACAUUAUAUUCAGCCAGACUUGUUGAUCUACCAACACUCACUGAGAUCUACAAAACGGUGGAUAGAAAGAAUAUUUUUAAAACGAUUGAUAUUAGUCAAGUGCUCCUUGUAUUGCAUCCAAUCAACCCCAAGCAACUCAAUAUGGAUCAAGAUUUCGAAGUCCCUAGCAAAGACACCUAUCUACAUCCCAUCUAUGAACUUUCAACGAACAAAGAGAUCCGCAAUACAAAAACUGUUUAUCGCCAUGGGUUGUCAUAUGCAUACGAGAAUGUAUACCGAAGAUUUAAACCGAGAAAAGUCAAUCACCGGAUCAUGCAAGAUAUCGAACUGCGUGUUGACGAGCUCGUUCGAAGAGAUGCCGAAGCCCAGGAAAGCCACUAUGAAUAUGUUGAUCCAAAAGCGCAGGGAAGAAUGGGCGCGUCACACAGUCAUGUCGGUACACCCACGCGGGAGUCAGUGCCGUCGACUCCAUCUGCUCGUACCUUUUCUCCUAGAGACUCAGAAGGCUACGAGUCAGAGCAGCAAGAUCAGCAAGAUGAUGUUGAUCUUGAAGCUGACAUCGACAACGCCCUUGAACAAGAGUUGGCAGAGGCUCUCGAUUCCACUUCAAAUAAUACAGCGGCAACAGUUCUCAUGAAAGCCGAGUAUAACGAAGAUGAAGGCAUGGACGAAGACGAAGAGGGCGAAGGACAGGUUGGAGAGGAGGAGGAAGAGGAAGAAGAUGAAGAAGAUGACGACGAAGAAGAGGAUGAUGCUAAUGAAGACAUGAACAAGGUAAAGAAACUCGAAGAGGAAAUUGGAGAUUUGGAGAAGGCGGCAGAGAAGCAGAAGAAGCUCUUAUCAACCGCAAGUUAUAAGAUGAUGCGGAUGAAGUUCCAAUCUGCUUACAACAACUUAAAAGCGCAGCUUGAUCAGAAAAGGCGUGAGUUGGCUAAGCUCAAAGAGCAGCAACAGAAGACCCAACCACCUGAGCCUCAACGCCAGCCAGCAGACGAGGAGGAUGAAGAAGACGAGGAAGAUGAAGAAGAAGACGAAGAGGACGAAGGCGGCGAGGAUAAGACACAGCAUAGCAAGCAACUUGUAAAUGAACAAGAAGCGGGCCUGAAAGCCAGCAACGCCCUUGAGUCCCAGGAUGGUGAUGACCAAGAUAUGGAUAACGAAGAUUACGGAGACCUAGAUGAUCUAUUUUGA